Molecule: messenger RNA, 459 nt
Organism: Merops nubicus (carmine bee-eater)
Lineage: Eukaryota; Metazoa; Chordata; Aves; Coraciiformes; Meropidae
Product: la-related protein 1-like
Exons: 5
Source: RefSeq, a predicted model, not a curated record
AUAUAUUUCCAACUGACGGCCAGUCUGAGCACACAACUCCUGCGAAAGUGGUGAGGGCUGCCAACCCGAGACAGCGGAAAGGAAGCAAGGUUGGUGACUUCGGUGAUGCCACAAAUUGGCCAACACCUGGAGAAAUAGCCCACAAGAGUGUCCAGCAGCCACACAAAGCACCAACCCUCCGGAAACUGUCUGUCAAGAAAGACAUGAAAGAGCAGGAGAAAGGGGAUGGGAGUGAUGGCAAAGAGAGCCUGAAAACCAAGUCGGAUGAGUCGGGGGAGGAGAAGAAUGGUGACGAUGACAACCAGAAGUCAGCCCAGAAGAAGAAAGGCAACAAACACAAGUGGGUCCCUUUGCAGAUAGACAUGAAGUCGGAGGUGCCUAGGGACAAAACGGCCUCUCGGAACAACCGGCAAAACGAGCAGCACAGGCACCCCUCCAGCACCCGCAGCGAGCUGAAAG